GUGAACCCUCGAAUCUCCUCAGCUCGCAAACUGCCCGACGUGGUAACAAGUGCCUCUGUAAGCGACGACAAGCUGGCUACACUUCAGGGAAGCAACGUCAUCAGGGUAUACGCUGGUGCUGAAGUGGUAUUGGAAGCGAAAAUGAAGUCUGACAGUCAAUGUGGUAGUCCGGCUUCAAUCUGCUAUUUACCUCUCAACAACGCCUAUCUGAUCGGAUCUAAUCAGGGUUCUAUGCGUUUAAUGUGCUAA
This is a messenger RNA of Haemonchus placei, 249 nucleotides long. The record is from the annotation of a GenBank genome assembly. Lineage: Eukaryota; Metazoa; Nematoda; Chromadorea; Rhabditida; Trichostrongylidae.